AUGAUAAGAGAUUAUAGAGAAGAAAAACAUUUAUCUAAAGAAACAAUUAACAAUGAAAAAGAUCUACUUUAUCCUGAAGAUAUAUAUUUUUUAAUUGAAAAUCUUUAUCGACUACCUAUUAAUGGAAAAACAAUUCGUGAACAAAUCAAUAUAUUACAAAUUAGUCAAACUAAUAUUUUAUCGGAACGAGAAGUAUUUGUUGAACUAACAGCUAAAGCUGAGCCAUCAAAACUUAUGCUUGAAUUCAAAAGUUUUAUUUCUUCAGAAAAAUAA
This is a messenger RNA of Rotaria sordida, 273 nucleotides long. NCBI's taxonomy places the organism in Eukaryota, Metazoa, Rotifera, Eurotatoria, Philodinida, Philodinidae. The record is from the annotation of a GenBank genome assembly.